AUGGUGAAAUGUGUGGAGCUCGUCAUUGAUCGAAAGAGCCGGAGAGAUUUUAAGAAGCCCACUGCUAUAUCAGUCUUGAGGAGGAAGAAGGAUUUGUUUGCCGGAAUGGAGGAUACAGUCCUUGAUCUACCUAUCCAGAGGCCUCUCAAUCGUCUCCGGGGAACGGUAGAUUUGGCGAUGAAGUCGAGCAUUGCGCUCCAUCCAUGUCCAAUAAACACAACCCUGCCAGCACAAUCGAAAUCCCCACAGACUCCAAGAGUAAUGGCACAUGAAGAACAAGUGGUCACAGCUUUCAUCAGAGCGGUUGCAGAGAAGGCAAUUAAGUUUUCAAUGGAAAAAUAUUUCAAACCCAAAAGAAAGUUUGAGUCUUUAGCUAUGUCCGAAGAUGAAUUGGAGAAAUUACCUUAUGAUCCCGGAGAAAGGAAAAGAAUAUCAGAAUAUCCUUUAAAUCAAAGAGAUGAGGUAAUACGCAAAUAUCUUAUUAGAGGUCCUUGUCAACCACGUGGUCAUGAAUUUCCUAAAACAUUGUUUACAAAUAAAUUGAGACGAUUCAAUCCAUCUUGGUUUGAUCUCUAUGGUGAUUGGUUGGAAUAUAGUGUGAAGAAGGACAAAGCAUAUUGUUUGUUCUGCUACUUGUUUAGAGAUUACACUGAAAAUAAAGGUGGAAGUGAUGCAUUUGUGAUUACUGGCUUUGAUGACUGGAACAAGACUGGCAGAUUACAAGAUCAUGUUGGAGAAGUGAACAGUUUUCACAAUAGUGCAUUGAAAAGGGCUGAUUAUUUUAUGAGACCAGGGCAGUCAAUUGUUCAUGCUUUUUAUAAGCAAGAUGAUGCGGCUAAAAAUGAAUACAGGAUCAGAUUGAAUGCUUCAAUUGGUGCUUGUAGGUUUUUGUUACAACAAGGACUACCAUUUCGAGGUCAUGAUGAGUCAGUAGAUUCAGUCAACAAGGGAAACUUUUUGGCGCUUUUGAAAUACACUGCAGAGCAAAAUGAACUUGUGAGUAAAGUUGUUUUAGAGAAUGCUCCAAAAAACAAUCAGAUGGUGUCCCACAAAAUUCAGACAGAUAUAGUUCAUUGUUUUGCAGAAGAAGUUAUUGAAUCUGUCAUUCAAGAAGUUGGUCAUGAUAUAUUUUGCUUGUUGGUGGAUGAGUCUGCAGAUGUUUCUGAUAAAGAACAAAUGGCAGUGGUUUUUCGCUUUGUUGAUAAUCAUGGGAUAGUUAAAGAAAGGUUCAUUGGUCUAGUUCAUGUGAAAGAGACAUCUUCUUUAUCUCUAAAGUGUGAUGUUGAUUCAUUGUUUGCUAAAUAUGGACUGAGUAUGAAAAAGCUAAGAGGACAAGGUUAUGAUGGAGCGAGUAAUAUGAAGGGUGAAUUCAACGGAUUGAGAUCUUUAAUUAUGAGAGAAUGCAGUUCUGCGUAUUAUGUCCACUGUUUUGCUCAUCAACUCCAGUUAGUUGUCGUGGCAGUUGCUCAAAAGCAUUUUGGGGUUGUGGAUUUCUUUGAUAAGCUUGCUGUCUUGUUAAAUGUUGUUGGGGAUUCUUGUAAGAGAAAAUAUAUGGUGCGAGAAGAUCAUCUGAAAAAAAUAGAGGAAAGAACUAAGAAAGGUGAAAUGAAGACAGGAAAGGGAUUAAACCAAGAGGCUCUUCAAAGGAAAGACUUGGAUAUUCUGAAUGCUAUGUCGCUUGUGAAAUCCACCAAGCAACAAUUGAAUAAGCUCAGGGAAAAUGGUUGGGAAUCUCUGAUCAACAAAGUUUUUUCCUUGGAGUUUAAUGACCGCUUUGAUGAGGUAAACACUGAAUUACUUGGUUGCAUUGCUUCUUUGAGCCCUAAUGAUUCAUUUCGUGAGUUUGAUCACUUGAAAGUUAUGAGGUUGUCUGAGUUUUAUCCUGAGGGUUUUAGUCAUAUGGAACAGAUGACUCUUGAACAUCAACUUGGUCUCUAUAUUGAUAACAUUCGCGAAGAUGAAAGAUUUGCUAAUUUGAAGAAUCUUGGAGAUCUUGCAUGUAUGAUGGUAGAGACAAAGAAACACCUUUCACAUCCUUUGGUGUAUCGGCUUUUAAAGCUAGUUUUGACUUUGCCUGUCGCCACUGCUACAGUUGAAAGAUGUUUUUCUGCGAUGAAGAUUGUGAAGACUAGCUUGAGGAAUCGGAUAAGUGAUCAGUUUUUAAAUGAUUGUGUUAUUUGUUUUGUUGAGAAAGAACUAUUUGAGAAAGUAACAAACGAUGUUGUGAUAAAAAGAUUCCAGAAAAUGGAAUCGCGUAGGAUUAAUUUGUAA
Molecule: messenger RNA, 2271 nt
Organism: Brassica oleracea var. oleracea
Lineage: Eukaryota; Viridiplantae; Streptophyta; Magnoliopsida; Brassicales; Brassicaceae
Exons: 5
Coding region: 1-2271 (756 amino acids)
Molecular function (GO): protein dimerization activity
Source: RefSeq, a predicted model, not a curated record